Molecule: messenger RNA, 4069 nt
Organism: Bemisia tabaci
Lineage: Eukaryota; Metazoa; Arthropoda; Insecta; Hemiptera; Aleyrodidae
Source: RefSeq, a predicted model, not a curated record
UGUGCUGAGGCACUUUCACCAACAAAAUCUUACUUCACGCUAUUGUUUCGCAGUUCAUUAGUGAUAAUUUUUUGACGCUGCAGUCAACAGUUUUCAGCACUGGUCAGAGGCAAAGUAUCGAUGUAUGAAACCAACAUGUACCCAUAAUUCACCACUUCACUAAUUUUCAGGAUAAAACUGAAUAACCAGCACUCCGUAGCUUGAGUAGUGAAACUUUUUUAUUGCUGAAUCUCUUAGGCUUAAGUUAAUAUUUUAUCUGCUUAGAAUUUUGCUGCUUUUUAUGAAAUUUUUGAAAGAGUAAUGGUACACUAAACAGAUCAACUCUGGACUAAACCUCUCUAUUAUUUGGCUUGCUAUCAUUCAAUAGCGGCAUUCUUAACCUUGCAAUUUUGAGUAUCAGGCUUCCCAUGUCUUUCAUGCUGUAAUUCAAUUUUGAGUCCUUUCUUGCUUUCUUAGAUUUAGAAGAAUAACCUGCUUGGGAACUUUUCAGUUUCUGAUGUCUUCUCUUGUUUAUUGAAGAUAUGCUUUUGCCUCCUCUAAUUUUUAAAUUUUUUACUGUAUAUAAUUAGCAUUUUGUACAGAAUGUAUCUUCAGUUUUUCUUUGAGUACUUGGGGAGGUUUUGCUCAAUUCAUGGAAUUUUAUCUUCUGCUACAAUUUUUCUUCGUAAAUCAUUACUGCAUAAGUGAACGAGCGGAGAAGUUUCAUACUUUGAAAAAGUACUUUAACAGAAAAUUUGUUGGGCCAACUUACCUGGCAUGUUGGGGUGUUUUCAAAAUUGUUUUGGCUUACCUAGUACUUUUUUUUUUAUUGGAGAAGAGGUCGGUAGAAUUGCUUAAGUCAGAGUUGCCUCUGCUGGGAAACUUCAGUGAAUUGUUGAAUAACACAAGGAAUUCCUCCCCCCCCCUCUCCAUAGAAGCCUACUUUUGAAAGAGGUAAAGAAGUAGCCAAUUAAAGUAGUAGUAGUGUGUUCCAAAUUUCAGUAUUAUGCAUGAAAAUCCUCUGCAAAUCACGAUUAUGAGUAAUGAAAUUACCUUGUCUCACAGUGUGUGCACAUCAUUUUGACAUAGACGGUGGCAUGUAUCACUAAAUGGAUGUGCGGAAUGUGUCUGAUUUUGUGCAUUAUUUUAAUUCAAUAUUACAUAUUCAUAUAUCAUAUAUCAUAUAAUAUUACAUAUUCAAAUAUAGCAUACGCAUGUAGUUUGUAAAAUGGUCAUGUGAGGCAGCUAACAUUCCUUUCUCUCAUUGCGCUUCCUCAUUGAAUAAUUUGCAAACACAUGAAAAACUCCAAGAAAAUAGUCUUCAACUGAGAGGCAACCCUGCAUAAUUUUUCAGUAACUUUUUCUCGGGAAAGUGUACUUAAAUGAUACAAAUUUACAAGUGAAGGUGGGCAACAGAUUUUGGGUGACAAACUAAAAUAUCGACCCUACUUAAAAAACAGGAAUAGUUAGCCAGCUUGCCUAUUAUUAGUCCAAAAUUGCGCUAACGUUCAGUCGAUUACCUUAUUUUUAUAAUUUUUAAGAAAGAUAAAAAGAAAAAAUUUGAUUGUUUACCCGAAACUUAAACGUAAUAUCCGCCUUACAGUAGUCAUAAACAGAGAAAAAACUUGAUCUGCCUCAAGAAGUUUGCAAGAGGGUAGUCUGUCUGUCUGCUUUUGUCAGCUGAAACCGUUCAACUUUUCAUACAUGGGACAAUAAAGUUGUGAGACUUAAUCACCACCUUCCAUGAACAAGUUUUGGUGCCUUGCCACUAAAGAACCUACCAAAUUGUUAAAGAUAUGUUGGGGUUGAAAGGUUAGUACAUUGUUACUUAAUUCCUAUUUUCUGUUUCUUUUAGUCUAGAUCCAAAAGCUCUCACAACAAAUUGUGGACUUUAGUAUCGUACGAAAGUGAAGAAGGGGUAGUGUUUGAUGCCAUCCCAAAUAGCUGGAUAAAAGCAACAAAAGACGAAAUAUUUUAUCCCCAGGGAACAAAAGCAGAGAUCAACUCCCUGGCGAAAAAGUGCAUCAAAGGAAAAGAGGGAUCGUGGACUUCCCUUAAGCUCAAAGCAAUCAUAAAAGAAAAUUAUAGUAAGUAUUACUUAAAGUAUUCUUUGCUUGCCUUUCUUUCAGGUGAAAGUCUCAGGGUUAUUGGUAGUCGAAAACGUGAUACUGUAGCUUGUUUAUUUCAGAGUGGUAGAAAUUUUGCACACUCAUAUUUUCAUCCUUGCUAAAAAAAAAUGAUAAUACCAAUUACAGUCAACUCUGUCCUGUCGAUCAAGAAAUUGCUCAAUAUCUCUUGGUGAAGAAAUCAGGACAGCCUGUCCAGGAAUUUUUCGUCUAUUAUUGGGAGAACUUUCUCCCUAUAAAGUACACCUUUUCUUGGUGGUCUCCAUUCCCCUUCUUGUCGUUCCUGCAGUAAAAACGCUCCUGACUCUGUUGCAGCUGAUUUUGAGCAAUGCUGUGUGGAUAUGAUUAGGAAAACAAAAGAGAGAAAGCUAGCGCAGGAGAGUGCUGAUGAGCGCGGCCCCUCUCGGAAGAAGAAACAAAUUUAUGAUGUUUCCUCAUGGCUAUUAAGUAAUGAAGCUGAUGGACACAAGAAACGAAAAACUGAUGGAAACGCUCAAACCAACGAACCAACCAUGCCGUUACCCCAUAGUAGCUCCAAAGAGACAGCUGAUGGACUCAAGAAACGAAAAACUGAUGGAAACGCUCAAACCGACGAACCAACCAUGCCGUUACCCCAUAGUAGCUCCAAAGAGACAGCUGAUGGACUCAAGAAACGAAAAACUGAUGGAAAUGCUCAAACCAACAAACCAACCAUGCCGUUACCCCAUAGUAGCUCCAAAGAGACAAACAGCACUUGCAGCAGCAGCAGUAAAAGCAAACAUAAGUCACGCUCCAGGAGUGAAUCCACAGGGCCUAAAAUAACGACUCAAAAGUCUUCUGAAGAAAUUCCUAUAGCUACAAGCAGGGAAAAUGUGGAAAAAAAUUUACCACACAAGGUGUCAGCCUCACAUAGCUCCAAGCCGUCUACAGUUGAUUUGAUUGGAACUAAUAGUAGCGUUGGUACUAAACCAAUGGAUAAUCCAUCCGCUUGUCCGGCUCCUCUUGAAACGCAUGAUUGUGCAUGCAAAAUGGUGCCUCCAAUUAGUGACCCCAGCUUAGCACGCUAUUUGUGCUUAAAAUCAUGUUCAGAUGAGAAGAAACGGGUUAGUUCCACGACCGGCUUGCAACAAAGUAAUGAAGCAACUCAACCUCCAGUUCAACGCCGGGUCGUUGACCAAACUUUAGUGGACUCCUCACUAGUCGAGGACCUUCCUUUGAAUAGUAAUCGUGAAUUAAACAAACUGAACAAAAAUCUCAAGGAGGAGGAAUUUGAAAAUAAAUUUUUUGCAACAUUUGUGGAGGAAAAACUCAAAAAGGCACUUGCCUACCCAAACUAUACAGCAAGAAGAGUCAUGGAAAACCUUAUAUCGAUGAAAAAAGCAGGACAGUUUACAUGGGAUGGGAAACCAAGGAACGGGAUUAAAAAACUUCCGUUUAAGCAAACUCGCCUAUGCAAACUUAUGUUUGAUAUAACUCAGUACCUGCAUCAUCCAAACAACAUAGACAAAGAUGGAGUGGCAUACUCUGUUGGCCAGUGGUUUUCACAGCAGGCGAGGAAAUCCGAGAAGCAGACAUCGACUGCCAGUGAGGUGGCGGAAGUGGAAAUCUUGAGCUCAAGUGAGAGUGAGAACGGCAGCGACAGCAGCAGCAGCGACAGUAGUGGCAGCGGUACUGGCAGCGGUACUGGCAGCCAUCGCUCCUCUCAUAAGAGCACCCCUCGCGACGGCUCGGAACGCAGCGACAGCAGCAGCGACAGUAGUGGCAGCGGUACUGGCAGCCAUCGCUCCUCUCAUAAGAGCACCCCUCGCGACGGCUCGGAACAGAGGACACCGCCGACUGACCAGUCAAAAGAGAAUUCCUCAACUCACGAUGAUGCAGGGAGCCCAGUUGCCCCUGAAUAGGCUGAAGGAUUUAAAAUUAAAUCUCUAAUGUCAUUUCUAUUUGAUUCUAUUAUUUGACUGUAUUAUUCUUCUUUGAUUCUAUUA